Molecule: messenger RNA, 618 nt
Organism: Vitrella brassicaformis
Lineage: Eukaryota; Vitrellaceae
Source: the annotation of a GenBank genome assembly
UCAAGACACUGUCGCUUUCUUCCCGCCCUCACAGACGUACUUCGUCAAUUCGGUGGCCGACCCUCCGUUGACCAGCGGCAUUUGUUGGUCUCCCUCCACAUAAUGAUCACCGGAGUCGGCCACUGACCACCACAUGCAGGUCUCAAUCGAAAUGUCCACCACAAGAACAAAGGCUAUCAUGACAAUCGCCAGCAGCCGGAUCUCCUUGAAGUGUGUCGUGACUGCCACGGCCGCCAGGAUGCUCACACCGACCACACCAGGCAGCCAACGUAUCGGGGCCUCGGACCACAGCUUGUCUCGCAAUUCCUGCGCACAGACACGUACGCACACACAAGAAACCAAACAGGUCGUUGCGUGGGCGUGGCUGCACAAAGACGCACUUACUCGAAGUCUCCGCCUCUGCCGAGUGCGACAACGACGCGCCGCCCGUGCGAAUGCAUCGUCAUUGUGCAGGUUGUCCAGCAAGAGGCCCAGCUCGGAUGGUGUGAGCAUGAAGAUCCGCAGAUGAGUGCCGAUGCGCUGCCGCAUGGCGGGCGUGCGGGUUUUCUGCCACACACGCCACCGAUCUCUCGGACGGAUGCGCUGAAACCAAUUCGGUCUCGGUGAAGGAGUGGCCAU